Pongo pygmaeus (Bornean orangutan) is the source of this 3236-nucleotide messenger RNA. RefSeq names its product keratin, type II cuticular Hb5. The coding region runs from base 870 to 2393 and encodes 507 amino acids. NCBI's taxonomy places the organism in Eukaryota, Metazoa, Chordata, Mammalia, Primates, Hominidae. Gene Ontology annotation, cellular component: keratin filament. The record is from RefSeq and is a predicted model, not a curated record. Gene Ontology annotation, molecular function: structural constituent of skin epidermis. Gene Ontology annotation, biological process: intermediate filament organization; keratinization. The transcript is spliced from 12 exons.
GGGAGAGGGAUGCAAUAGGGCACAGGUGAAUGAGGACACAGUGAAUGAGGAUGAGACACUGAAAGGAGAUGGGGCUCCCAGCCCCAAAAAGAUCCUGACUCUCAGGGCAACGACUUGGGUUCCACUGAGCAGAGUGGUUGGGUGAUGGCUAGAGGCAGGCAGGAGGCUAUGUGUUCUCUGUGUCCUCCCUGGGUAGAACCAUAAGCAACGGCUCAGGUCCUUCCAGGGCAGCUGUGCCAGAUCCACCUGGCCUGACUUGCUCCCUGGCCCUGGACCACCUGGGACCAGCCCCAUAAGGAAUCUGCUCCCCUCAAGGCUUUGCCCUCAGCCCAGCUCCUCCAAUCCGAAGCUCCACCUGGACAGCAUCCUGGGCAACCCCCAGCCCCAGCCCUGUGCUCAGCACUGCCAUCAGCAGUGAUGCAAGCUUCACCCAGCACGCACGAGCACAUUCCUGUGGGCAGAGUGGGCCUGUCUUACCCCCACACACCCUCGAAGGGGCUCACUCCCUUGGGCUGGACAGACCUGCUGGUCCUGUAGAGACUCCACCCAAAAUUGCUAUACAAGUGAAAUCAGACUAAAGAAAACAUUAAAAGCAGCCUCGAAAGGGUGAAGGAGUCAUAAAUGUGCAGAGGAGGUGAAGGCCGUGGGAGGGCAAGGAGCAGGCUCUCUCUGCUGGGCGAAGCAGUUCCUAACACUUGGGUGUCCGGCUAACCUCCCUGGGGGAAGACCCACAUCCCCAAGCCAACCCCAGCUCUCCCCACCAAUAAAAGGACCAGGGAGGAUCAGAGAAACCAGAAGGAUCCUGAGCCUCGCACUCUGCCGCCCGAACCACCUUCCGCUGCAUCUCAGACUCUGCUCAGCCUCACACGAUGUCGUGCCGCUCCUACAGGAUCAGCUCAGGAUGCGGGGUCACCAGGAACUUCAGCUCUUGCUCAGCUGUGGCCCCCAAAACUGGCAAUCGCUGCUGCAUCAGCGCCGCCCCCUACCGAGGGGUGUCCUGCUACCGAGGGCUGACGGGCUUCGGCAGCCGCAGCCUCUGCAACCUGGGCUCCUGCGGGCCCCGGAUAGCUGUAGGUGGCUUCCGAGCCGGCUCCUGCGGACGCAGCUUCGGCUACCGCUCCGGGGGCGUGUGCGGACCCAGCCCCCCAUGCAUCACCACCGUGUCGGUCAACGAGAGCCUCCUCACGCCCCUCAACCUGGAGAUCGACCCCAACGCGCAGUGCGUGAAGCAGGAGGAGAAGGAGCAGAUCAAGUCCCUCAACAGCAGGUUCGCGGCCUUCAUCGACAAGGUGCGCUUCCUGGAGCAGCAGAACAAGCUGCUGGAGACCAAGUGGCAGUUCUACCAGAACCAGCGCUGCUGCGAGAGCAACCUGGAGCCACUGUUCAGUGGCUACAUUGAGACUUUGCGGAGGGAGGCUGAGUGCGUGGAGGCCGACAGCGGGAGGCUGGCCUCAGAGCUCAACCAUGUGCAGGAGGUGCUGGAGGGCUACAAGAAGAAGUAUGAAGAGGAGGUGGCCCUGAGAGCCACGGCAGAGAACGAGUUUGUCGUUCUAAAGAAGGACGUGGACUGCGCCUACCUGCGGAAAUCAGACCUGGAGGCCAAUGUGGAAGCCCUGGUGGAGGAGUCUAGCUUCCUGAGGCGCCUCUAUGAAGAGGAGAUCCGCGUUCUCCAAGCCCACAUCUCAGACACCUCGGUCAUAGUCAAGAUGGACAACAGCCGAGACCUGAACAUGGACUGCAUCGUCGCUGAGAUCAAGGCUCAGUAUGACGAUGUUGCCAGCCGCAGCCGGGCCGAGGCUGAGUCCUGGUACCGUAGCAAGUGUGAGGAGAUGAAGGCCACAGUGAUCAGGCACGGGGAGACCCUGCGCCGCACCAAGGAGGAGAUCAACGAACUGAACCGCAUGAUCCAGAGGCUGACGGCCGAGAUUGAGAAUGCCAAGUGCCAGCGUGCCAAGCUGGAGGCUGCUGUGGCCGAGGCAGAGCAGCAGGGUGAGGCGGCCCUCAGCGAUGCCCGCUGCAAGCUGGCUGAGCUGGAGGGCGCCCUGCAGAAGGCCAAGCAGGACAUGGCCUGCCUGCUCAAGGAGUACCAGGAGGUGAUGAACUCCAAGCUGGGCCUGGACAUCGAGAUCGCCACCUACAGGCGCCUGCUGGAGGGCGAGGAACACAGGCUGUGUGAAGGUGUGGGCUCCGUGAAUGUCUGUGUCAGCAGCUCCCGUGGUGGAGUCUCCUGUGGGGGCCUCUCCUACAGCUCUACCCCAGGGCGCCAGAUCACUUCUGGCCCCUCAGCCAUAGGGGGCAGCAUCACGGUGGUGGCCCCUGACUCCUGUGUGCCCUGCCAGCCUCGCUCCUCCAGCUUCAGCUGCGGGAGUAGCCGGUCGGUCCGCUUUGCCUAGUAGAGUCAUGGAGCCAGGGCUUCCUGCCAAGCACCUGCCUGCCUGCAUCACUGCACUGAAUGGCAUGUGAAUGGAAAAUGUGUGCUUGCUUCCAGAAUCUUCCAGAUGUUCCUACAGAGGGAAGGACCUACAGAGGGAAAGACCCUCGGGCCGCUCCCCUGCGCCUUCUCAUGCUAGGGAGAUGCAUCCUAGUUGUCCUCCUGGCAGCUGUUUUCAGAGGCAGUCCCAGCCCUUCACCUAACUCCUACUUAGCUCCAAAAUACCUGUAGCCAAUUUGCAUUAUUUCCCAAGCUCUCAGGGACAAGACCAGUCCCCCAGCAUGGUGGUCAGCACGGAAGCUCCACCUCCUGGGUGGAGGUGCCAUCUUAACCAUCCAGCCAGGCCACCCACAACCCGAGAAUCAGGGAGAAAGUCCCUCCCCAGCAGCCCCCUCCUCCUGGCUGGGAAGAAUGGUCCCCCAGCAAGCACUUGCCUGUUCAUUCCUGUUCAUGUUUUGCUUCUCUCUCGGACUGCCUUCCUACUUCUGGGCUAACCUGUUCCAGCCAGGCUCCUCAGGUGACCUCGCAGUUGAGAAGCCCAUUAUUGUGGGGCAUCCUUUUGCCUACAGUCCCUGGUUAGGGCACUUUGGACAGGUCUUGCUAUUCAGUGCACCUUUGUACAUUUCAAAGAAGACUCCAUGGCUGCUCCAGAUGCCCCCUUGCUGGGUGCAGGUGGGAACUGCCCAAUGCAGAGCUGGUGGGACAGAGAGUUAAGCCACUUCCUGGGUCUCCUUCUUAUGACUGUCUAUGGGUGCAUUGCCUUCUGGGUUGUCUCAAUCUGUGUUUCAAUAAAUGCCACUGCGAU